CUAUAAUCUGCCUCUCUGUUUUGGUGUUCGUCUCUCUCUCUCUCUCUCUCUCUCUCAAAUUCAAACGUUCUAACCCAAUCAAAAUCAGAAGCCACCCCAAUUUCCUCCGAAAGAAGAAAGAAAAAUGCUCCCUCAGAUUCAUUUCCUCAGCUCUCCCUCAAUCCCUUCCAUCUUCCCAUCACAACCGUUCAAAUCCAUCUCCAAAUCCACCCAUUUCAAUUCUCACAUCAAAAUAAAAACCCCAUCUCCUAAAUCCUCAAAAUUUUAUCUCAGAUGCUCUCUCUCUGUAGCUCAAGCAGUCCCAAAAGAGCAGCUGCUGCAGCAGCAGCAGGCGAAACCAUCACCAGCUGAAGUUUCGAGAACCAUCAUGGAGCUCUCUUCUGUGGGCACUCUUUCCAUGCUGGCCGACGAUGGAUGGCCGAUUGGCGUUGGUGUGCAGUUCCUGGUUGACGCACAAGGUGGGCCCGUCUUGUGCUUGAACGCGGCGAGCCGACAGUUCUCGACAGAUAGGAGGUCUAGUCUCCAUGUACAGAAGCUUAAUGCAUUGUGGGCGAAGAGGUACGGGGAAGAAGUUGAUGAAGACCUUAUUUAUGUAGUUUCUGUGGAACGGGUACUUCAGAUGGAAGAUUUCAGGGAGGACGGUGUAUGGGUGGCAUCAUCAGAGUAUGUAAAGGCAAACCCCGAUCCACUUCGAAACUGUGCGGAAAAGAUUGUGAACGAGAUGAAUGCCAAACACAAAGAAGACGUACAUCGCUUUUGCAACAUCUAUGCGGAUUUGGAAUUUAAGGUGAUGGAAGCAAAGAUGAUAUGGGUCGACCGGUUAGGAUUCGAUGUGCAUGUUCAUUCACAAAAAGGUCUUUACGAGGUCCGGAUUCCCUUCCCUAGAGAAGUUACCGAUGAAAAGGGUGUGAAAUCAUCAUUCAAUUGCAUGUCUCAACUUGCAUGGGAAGUGGAGAAGAAUUACACUGUUCCUGAGUUUGAGAAGGUGAAGCACUUGAAAGAGAUCACUUGUGUCAGACAUUAGGCAACGAUGGGGAAAAGAAAGUGGGUUUCUGGGUGGGUCUGUGUCUGAUGUAGAGGUGGGCCACAGAUUGCGUUGUAAUCCAAGAUAUUAUUAAUUAAUUAAUUAAUUAAUUUUUUUUUCCAAUUCGAAGGUGUGAAGUUUCAUUUGGUUCAUAACCAGUGCUCUCUCUCUCUCUCUCUCUCAUCUAAGUGAAUUUACAGCGAUAUUGAAGUGUUUACAGUUUUAACUUUGGGAUGCCUUCACUUGCUCCCUUGCAAAUUUGCAAUCAUCUUUGUAUCAUUUUUCCCUGGAAUGACAAGAAAUUUUCACAA
This is a messenger RNA of Magnolia sinica, 1335 nucleotides long. Its product is annotated as glutamyl-tRNA reductase-binding protein, chloroplastic-like. Bases 125 to 1024 code for a protein of 299 amino acids. The record is from RefSeq and is a predicted model, not a curated record. The transcript is spliced from 4 exons. Gene Ontology annotation, cellular component: chloroplast. NCBI's taxonomy places the organism in Eukaryota, Viridiplantae, Streptophyta, Magnoliopsida, Magnoliales, Magnoliaceae.